CCAGGCUGCCUGGGAGCUGGGAGCGGGAUUAUGGUGGCCUGAGCAGCAAACGCAGCCGUAGGAGCCCGGAGCCCCUGACCCUUCCCCGGCUGCCGCCCCGCCGGGAGGACCAGGAAAGCAGCCUCCGACCUGCCAUGCCUGCCCCGCCCAGCCCCCCGGGGGGCCCGAGCCGGCCUCUCCCGGACCUCUGUUGAGGUUGGACCGCUGGCCAGAUGUAGCCAGGCUCCGGAUCCGUCUCCUCCCCUCCUGUCUCUCUGUGGAUCUCUCCUGCCCGCUCCCCACAGCCUGGACCCAGGGCUGGCCUGCAGGCGCUGGAGCCCUGAUGCCUCACCGCUCACUCUCCUGAGAAGCCACCUCCAGCACCCAGAGUUGGGGUCAGGCCACAGGGACGGUCGCGGGCUGGAGUGAGCCCAGAGCGCCCCAAGGCCAGGGCCCACCAUGGCCCAAGCGCUGCCCUGGCUCCUGCUGUGGAUGGGCUCCGGGGUGCUGCCUGCCCACGGCUCCCAGCCUGGCAUCCGGCUGCCCCUGCGAAGCGGGCUGGGGGGCGCCCCCAUGGGGCUGCGGCUGCCCCGGGAGACUGACGAGGAGCCCAGCCGGAGGGGCAGCUUUGUGGAGAUGGUGGACAACCUGAGGGGCAAGUCCGGUCAGGGCUACUACGUGGAGAUGACGGUGGGCAGCCCCCCACAGACGCUCAACAUCCUGGUGGACACAGGCAGCAGUAACUUCGCAGUGGGGGCCGCCCCCCACCCUUUCCUGCACCGCUACUACCAGAGGCAGCUGUCCAGUACAUACCGGGACCUCCGGAAGGGCGUGUACGUGCCCUACACCCAGGGCAAGUGGGAGGGGGAGCUGGGCACCGACCUGGUGAGCAUCCCCCACGGCCCCAACGUCACCGUGCGUGCCAACAUCGCUGCCAUCACUGAAUCAGACAAGUUCUUCAUCAAUGGCUCCAACUGGGAGGGCAUCCUGGGGCUGGCCUACGCUGAGAUCGCCAGGCCUGACGACUCCCUGGAGCCGUUCUUUGACUCGUUGGUAAAGCAGACCCACGUGCCCAAUCUCUUCUCCCUGCAGCUCUGUGGUGCUGGCUUCCCCCUCAACCAGUCGGAAGUGCUGGCCUCAGUUGGAGGGAGCAUGAUCAUCGGGGGUAUCGACCACUCACUGUACAUGGGCAGCCUCUGGUACACACCCAUCCGGCGGGAAUGGUAUUACGAGGUGAUCAUUGUGCGGGUGGAGAUCAAUGGACAGGAUCUGAAAAUGGACUGCAAGGAGUACAACUAUGACAAGAGCAUCGUUGACAGUGGCACCACCAACCUUCGUUUGCCCAAGAAAGUGUUUGAAGCUGCUGUCAAAUCCAUCAAGGCAGCCUCCUCGGUGACCUUUCCCCAGUUUGGACAUUUCAUGGAAAAGCAAGUAAAGGGCCCAACGGAGAAGUUCCCAGACGGUUUCUGGCUCGGGGAGCAGCUGGUGUGCUGGCAAGCAGGCACCACCCCGUGGAACAUUUUCCCAGUCAUCUCACUCUACCUAAUGGGUGAGGUCACCAAUCAGUCCUUCCGAAUCACCAUCCUUCCACAGCAAUACCUGCGGCCAGUGGAAGAUGUGGCCACGUCCCAAGACGACUGUUACAAGUUCGCCAUCUCACAGUCAUCCACGGGCACUGUCAUGGGAGCUGUUAUCAUGGAGGGCUUCUACGUUGUCUUUGAUCGGGCCCGGAAACGAAUUGGCUUUGCUGUCAGUGCGUGCCAUGUGCACGAUGAGUUCAGGACAGCAGCGGUAGAAGGUCCUUUUGUCACCCUGGACAUGGAAGACUGUGGCUACAACAUCCCACAGACAGAUGAAUCGACCCUCAUGACCAUAGCCUAUGUCAUGGCUGCCAUCUGCGCCCUCUUCAUGCUGCCCCUCUGCCUCAUGGUGUGUCAGUGGCGCUGCCUCCGCUGCCUGCGCCAUCAGCAUGAUGACUUUGCUGAUGACAUCUCCCUGCUGAAGUGAGGAGGCCCACGGGCAGGAGAGAGAGAUCCCCCUGGACCACAUCUGGUGGUUCGCUCUGGUCACAAGGAGGAGGAGACACAGAUGGCACCUGUGGCCAGAGCACCUCAAGACCCUCACUCACCCACAAAUGCCUCUGCCUUGACAGAAAAGGAAAAGCUGGCAAGGUGGGUUGCAGGGACUGCACCUGUAGGAACCAGGAGAGGGAAGAAAGAAGUGCUCUGAUGGCGGGAAUACUCUUGGUCACCUCAAACUUGAGCUGGGAAAUUCUGCUGCUUGAAACUUCAGCCCUGAACCUUUGUCCACCAUCCCUUUAGAUUCUCCAACCCAAAGUAUUCUUCUUUUCUUAGUUCCAGAAGUAAGGUGACCCCAGUGUGUGUCUCUGCAGUAUCCUAGCAGAGAAAGGGCCAAUCUUGUUUCCCUGCUGGCCAUAGUCAGUGGGAACGGACGCACCAUUUGUUUGCUUUAGAGAUAGGGACUGUAGAGACAAGCCUAUAACAUUGGUGCAAAGACUGCCUCUUGAAUUAAAAAAUAAUUUACAAAUAAUUUGUACAAAUACUUUGUACAAAUGGGGGUGGCUGGACAAGGAGAAGGAGAGGGAGUGCAAAGACAGGGAAGCUGGGAUCAAAGCGAGGCAAGGCCAGAACAUGACCGCUCGCCAGUCCCAGUUUUAGACGGCAUCUCCAAGAUAGAAUCCCAUCUUCUAAGAUGGGCGUUGCUUCCCAAUGUCUUCUUUUCUGUGGUUGCAGCCUGACCAAAAGUGCGAUGGGAAGGAGGGCUUCUCUAGCCAAAAAGCUCUUUUUAACUCUCUUAAAGGAAAAGUGCCCACUAAAAGGUUCCAUCUAACAAAUGAAUUUCUACCUUAUUAAUUCCUUGUCCCUACCUGAACCUUCUACUCUACACGUGACAGGUAGCACUGAAACAUCCCCAACCCUGGAAGCCCCAGGUGCCCUAUGGGAAAGCAGCUGGAAUAGAGCAAAUAUAACAGGGCUGCACUUCGUCUUCCUGGCUACCUGUUCACACACACACCCCCAGUCCUAUUCCUCCAGAGCUUUGUAGCUGAGGUGCUAAGAAUAGAUAGGAGACCUCUCCUAUCUAAUCCUUGAAAGCAGACUCCUGAAGAUUCAUUCAACAGGUAUAGAGUUGACGCCCUAUACCCCCUGCCUGGAUUUCUUCCUGUUCAGCUGUAAGUGGUAGUAAGACCUUGACAUAAUACAGAGCAGUUUCAUUGCCUUCUCCCUGUCUCUAAGGUCUCCCUCAUUUAUUUGGCUAAGGCAUCCCACAGUGGCACUAGUAUUAUACCAAGAAUGUCAGGAACACAGGGCUUUCUGGCUCCACCAGCAUCGCAUUCAGUAUCAAGGCUGCGUGGAAAAAGGAUGACAGCCUCUGGGCUUCCUAAUUCCCUUCACCACAAGAGCCCCUCGAUGGAGGCCAUCUUUGCCCCUAUCCUGCUCUUUAUUCCCCGCUCCUAAUAGUACUUGGGUACCCAGGCUGGUUCUUGGGCUAGACAGUGGGGACCAAGUUCAUUUCCUCCCUAUCAGUUCUAAGCCAGUCGACUAUGAUACCAGUGUUAAUGGGAACAGCUGAAUUUUCUUACUAUUCCACUGGAUCCUAUUCCUCUCUGGUCAACACACUGCUUCCAGGUAUGGGACCCGCACAGUGUAGAAUUACCUGAUGAGGGAAAGGGAAAUACAAAGAGGGCCUCUGGAGAUCCCGGCCUCAGCCAGCUGCCCGCAAGCCAUAAACCAAUAAAACAAGAAUACUGAGUCGCAGUUUUUUAUCUGAGUCCUCUUCAUUCCCACUGCACUUGGUGCUGCUGUGGCUGACGGGGAACACCCCAUAACCACAGAGACUGACAGGAAGACUGGAGACUGUCCACUUCCAGCAUAGAACUUACUGUGUAAAUAAACUUCCAGAAUUGCUACCGUGAAAUGAAAAUGCCACAUUCCACUUUAUCAUUUUGACCCAUGUUGGGGAAAACUGGCUUUUCCCCAGCUCUUUCCAGGGCAUAAAACUCAAUCCCGUCCUUAGUAAGUCUCAUUGUCCUAUUUUUUUCUUUGAAAGAGAAAACUUGUACUUAUUUUUCUUUUAACAAUUUCUUCCUUUCUACCCUGAAACCAUGAACUCUAAAGUGUAAAAAGAAAA
Kogia breviceps (pygmy sperm whale) is the source of this 4128-nucleotide messenger RNA. Lineage: Eukaryota; Metazoa; Chordata; Mammalia; Artiodactyla; Physeteridae. The record is from RefSeq and is a predicted model, not a curated record.